Myotis brandtii (Brandt's bat) is the source of this 795-nucleotide messenger RNA. RefSeq names its product leukemia inhibitory factor (gene LIF). The record is from RefSeq and is a predicted model, not a curated record. Gene Ontology annotation, cellular component: extracellular region. The transcript has 4 exons. The annotation marks the transcript as partial. Lineage: Eukaryota; Metazoa; Chordata; Mammalia; Chiroptera; Vespertilionidae. Gene Ontology annotation, molecular function: leukemia inhibitory factor receptor binding; cytokine activity. Gene Ontology annotation, biological process: immune response.
AUGGGCUCCCCUGCUGCUGCUGCGCUGCCUCCGGAUUCACCCUCCCUCCUUUCUUUCUUUCUGUCUUUCCGCUUUCUCUUUUCCAACUGCGUCCCGGGCUGCUCCCUGGGAGGGGCGCCGGCCGCCGAGCCGCUUGCAAACUCUGUCUGGGACGCGAGCAGGUGCCGCCUCCAUCUGCUAGAACCUGAAAAGCUGCGGGCUGUGCUAGGAGUCGUGCCCCUGCUGCUGGUUCUGCACUGGGAACACGGGGCGGGGAGCCCCCUGCCCAUCACCCCUGUCAAUGCCACCUGUGUCACACGCCACCCAUGUCACAGCAACCUCAUGAGCCAGAUCAGGAACCAACUGGUGCAACUCAACAGCAGUGCCAACGCCCUCUUCAUUCUCUAUUACACGGCCCAGGGGGAGCCGUUCCCCAGCAACCUGGACAAGCUGUGCGGCCCCAACGUGACGGACUUCCCCCCGUUCCACCCCAACGGCACGGAGAAGGCCCGGCUGGUGGAGCUGUACCGCAUCAUCGCCUACCUUGGCGCCUCCCUGGGCAACAUCACGCGGGACCAGAGGACCCUCAACCCCCACGCCGUCGGCCUCCACGGCAAGCUGAACGCCACGGCGGACACGCUGCGCGGCCUCCUGAGCAACGUGCACUGCCGCCUGUGCAGCAAGUACCACGUGGCCCGCGUGGAGGUGGCCUACGGCCCCGACACCUCGGACAAGGACGUCUUCCAGAAGAAGAAGAUGGGCUGCCAGCUCCUGGGGAAGUACAAGCAGGUCAUCGCGCUGCUGGCCCAGGCCUUC